This is a messenger RNA of Schistosoma intercalatum, 489 nucleotides long. The record is from the annotation of a GenBank genome assembly. Lineage: Eukaryota; Metazoa; Platyhelminthes; Trematoda; Strigeidida; Schistosomatidae.
AUGAAUAAAUUUAAAGCGAUGGAUAAAGCGAACAAUCCCCAGGGUGCAAAACCAAAUUUCGCAUCCGGUGGAAAAGGAGCACAACCUAAUGCAAAACAGAUUAUGCUUGAUUGGUGUAAAGCUGUAACUAAAGGAUAUGAGGGUGUGGACAUACAAAAUUUCGGAAGUAGUUGGGGUGAUGGUUUGGCAUUUUGUGCAUUAAUUCAUCACUUUUAUCCUGAUUCAUUUGAUUUCUCUACAUUGGAUCCAAAAAAUAAACGAGCAAAUUUUGAAUUGGCAUUUGAAAAAGCUGAGAAACUUGGCAAUGUUUCUCCGUUACUUGACAUUGAGGAUUUAAUGCGUAUGAAAAUACCUGACUGGAAAUGCGUCUUUACACAAAUUCAAUUGUAUUACCGGCGUUUCCAUUUGGAAGAAGGUAAAAAUGCAACUGUUCCUCCAACUGGUAUCCUUCCUAAAGCUGCCCCGAAAUCAGAGAAUACGGAUGAAUAG